Messenger RNA from Nannospalax galili (Upper Galilee mountains blind mole rat), 1802 nucleotides. RefSeq names its product biogenesis of lysosomal organelles complex 1 subunit 3 (gene Bloc1s3). The transcript is spliced from 2 exons. Gene Ontology annotation, cellular component: BLOC-1 complex. NCBI's taxonomy places the organism in Eukaryota, Metazoa, Chordata, Mammalia, Rodentia, Spalacidae. The record is from RefSeq and is a predicted model, not a curated record. The coding region runs from base 249 to 839 and encodes 196 amino acids.
UCCCCUGCAGACUUUCCCCAAGGCACAACAAUGAAGAGACUUGCUUAAUUGUUUCUCUAUUGGCCGUACCUGGCCUCACGUGACUCUACGGUGCUAAUAAUUUGCUUUCUAAUUGGUCUCCAGCAACCAACUCGCCAACGCCUCCCCAAUCCACUUUCCUAUUGGCUGGAAUGGCAGCCUUCCCCUUCCCGCGGUGAAGCCGGCUUACUUCUACCAGGCAGCGCAUCCCAGAGCUUCGUAGACCAGCCAUGGCAUCCCAGGAUCGUCGUCGUCGUCGGAGGCCAGGGACGGUGGUACCUGGGGAGGCCACCGAGACAGACUCGGAUCUGUCUGCAUCGUCGUCUGAGGAGGAGCUGUACCUGGGCCCCUCCGGGCCCACUCGCGGCCGUCCUAUGGGGCUGCGUGUGGCCGGGGAGGCCACGGAGACUGACUCGGAGCCAGAGCCAGAGCCCAUGGCGGCACCUGGGGACCUGCCCCCGCUGGUGGUGCAGCGCGAAGCUGCGGAGACAUGGGGCGCAGAGGAGGCCCCAGCCAUGACCCCUGCGCGCUCGCUGCUGCAGCUCCGGCUGGCGGAGAGCCAGGCGAGGCUGGACCAGGAUGUAGCAGCGGUGGUGAGCGGUGUAUACCGCCGUGCGGGGCGUGAUGUGGCCGCCCUGGCCGGGAGGCUGGCAGCUGCCCAAGCUAUGGGGUUGGCGGCAGCCCACAGUGUGCGCCUGGCACGUGGGGACCUCUGUGCUCUCGCAGAGCGACUGGACAUUGUGGCUGGCUGUCGCCUGCUGCCGGACAUCCGAGGUGUGCCGGGCACUGAGCCUGGUCAGGAUCCGGGACAGAGGGCCUGAGUUGACAGCCUAUGUCCCUCAGACUCUGUCUCAUGGUGGUCAUCCUUGCCACCUGUUGGACCUGGGUCUGUCUUUUGUUACCUCCCCCCUGCAAUCUUGCUGGAUAGUGACCUGGUUUCUCUCCUUAGUCUGGACCCUGCUACUGGCCUGGUCCCAGCCCUCAAGAAAGUAGCUGCUCUUGGGUCUUUAUCCACCUGAGUUCCACUGUACCCCACCAUUCCCAGCAUCUCUUCUCUGCCUUUGGUUUCAGCACAGGAGCCUUGAGUCUUAGCAUCUUUGCUGUCUUGGCCUGAUUUCACUCUUAGCAGUUUCUGGGACUUCCUCUACCACCGAACUCCCACAAGGCUCUGCCCAGAUUUUAUGGACAUCAAGUUGUCAGACAGCUUCUCCUAGCUCCUCCUCGUCCAUCCCUGGGCUUAAGUCCCAUCCUCUCACCCUGGUCCUGUUUCCUGCAUUUGGCUCCACUGCUAGUUUUGGCUUCCUUUUGGGGGUGGGGGCAUACCUUGGCCUAGGAUCUGGGGAUUCCUUAUGACUCUUCACGCUCAAAAUGUUGCCCCCUCCUCACCCAAGGACUUGAAUCUUCUCCACACCCUGGAGGUCAAUGUGGCCAGGUACAGGAACAGGUCUUGUUCCCUCUGACACCCAUCAGGGGCUUGAGCCCAGCACAGCGACCCUUGGUGUUUUGAGUGCUGUAGGACAUGACUCCACAAAUACAAACCUACCAGGCAUUUACUGUGUUGGUUUCUGGAAGCCAAAAGGGCUUGGAUUUCUGACCCUGCCCAGGGUUGAGGAUAACAGCUUCAUUUUUAUUCCUUUCUGCUGCUUUUUGUUUUGAUCCUGGCUCUAGCCUCUCCUCCCUAUUCACAUUUAUUCCCCUCCCCCAUCCGUACCUUAACCCAUUUGUAAGCUGAGUCCCAGGAUGGGUGGGAGAGUUCUAUGACUGAUUAAAACACAAGGCAUUUC